Molecule: messenger RNA, 1005 nt
Organism: Cercopithifilaria johnstoni
Lineage: Eukaryota; Metazoa; Nematoda; Chromadorea; Rhabditida; Onchocercidae
Source: the annotation of a GenBank genome assembly
AUGUGGCGCUAUUUCUCAAGCGCUGAUACGCGGACGCGCGGCACAAUGAAGCGUCGCGGUUGCUUUGCUAUGAGUUUGGUGUUGCGUGAGUUAUUGCCAGUUGAUUGUGUUGCUAAGGUGGUUGUUGGUUGAAUGAUGCGAGGUACGCAUGUUUCAGUUGCCCGUGACAAAAUGGUACUUUUGGAUGAAAUACCAGAGAGUUAUUGUCACUAUACAUCAUCAUUAUCAUCAUCGUCAUCAUCAUCAUCGUCGUCGUCAUCAUGCUCAUCAUCCGAGUAUGAUGGUGAUGAGUAUGACAGUGAUUUUUCACCUCGUUCGUUGUUAACAAUGGCAAUCCAACGACGCCGAAUUAUUUACAACAGUAAGGAACGUGAUUUAAGACGAGAAUUGCUGCAUACAAGUUUCAUUCAAUCAUUAUGCAAAUAUCUUGGUGAACGUCGUGCCAAACGGCAUCAACAACGACGUGCUGCCAAGCGUCAUCGUAGAAGGAGCAGUCGGGAGAAUCGGAAACGUGAGUACUCGUCGUCGUCCUGCGGGUCGGAUUCUGAUUUUCGAGUUAAAUCCCACCCGGGGAUCAUCAUGGAUGAUUUCUCAGGGUGUUUGGAUUUGUCUGCUAGUGAGUCAAAAAAAGGAGGUGGAGGUGAAAACAGUGAAACAAGCCAAUUUGAUGGUUAUAACGACAAUUUGUACAGUUUAUUGCAACAAGAUAACUGUGUUCAGUUGCCUUUGCCGAAUGUUAUGGAGGCUGAUAAUAUACUGAUUGAACCACCACCACCACCGCCGCCGGUUUGUUUCAAGAAAUCGCGCUAUACGCAGUCAGAUGCAGAUCCUUUUGGCUUAGAUGCGUUGUUCGAUGAAUUAUAUGGCAAAACGAUGGUUGCAUCAGUUUCCAAUUGUUUUGCGUUCAAAAAUAAAAAAAACCACACCUUUCGAUGUGUGAUGCUAAACGCGAUCGAAGUGACCCAGGCCCAGCAUUCCGUUCCAGGAUACUGUAUCUUCUGUUAA